GUGCUGGUGGUGCUACAUACUGCGCAUGCGUACGUGACUCCGGUCUUUUUCCCCCUUAGCGCGGCCGACUCUGCAGGUCUGCGUGGAGCCGCGGUUGCGGGUCUCUAUUCCGCAGGAUGGGGUUUGUGAAAGUUGUCAAGAAUAAGGCCUACUUUAAAAGAUACCAAGUGAGAUUUCGAAGGCGGCGAGAGGGUAAAACUGACUACUAUGCUCGAAAACGAUUGGUGAUCCAGGACAAGAAUAAGUACAACACACCCAAAUAUAGGAUGAUAGUUCGUGUAACUAACAGAGAUAUCAUCUGCCAGAUUGCAUAUGCCCGUAUAGAAGGGGAUAUGAUCGUCUGUGCAGCAUAUGCACAUGAACUUCCAAAAUAUGGUGUGAAAGUUGGCCUGACAAAUUAUGCUGCAGCCUAUUGCACUGGCCUGCUGCUGGCCCGCAGGCUUCUGAAUAGGUUUGGCAUGGACAAGAUCUAUGAAGGCCAAGUGGAGGUGAAUGGAGGUGAAUACAAUGUGGAAAGCAUUGACGGUCAGCCUGGUGCCUUCACUUGCUAUCUGGAUGCAGGUCUUGCCCGAACUACAACUGGCAAUAAAGUUUUUGGGGCCCUGAAGGGAGCUGUGGAUGGAGGCUUGUCUAUCCCUCAUAGUACCAAACGAUUCCCUGGUUAUGACUCUGAAAGCAAGGAGUUCAAUGCAGAGGUACAUCGGAAGCACAUCAUGGGUCAGAAUGUGGCAGACUACAUGCGCUACCUAAUGGAGGAAGAUGAAGAUGCGUAUAAGAAACAGUUCUCUCAGUACAUCAAGAACAACGUAACUCCAGACAUGAUGGAGGAGAUGUAUAAGAAAGCUCAUGCUGCUAUCCGAGAGAAUCCAGUCUAUGAGAAGAAGCCCAAGAGAGAAGUGAAGAAGAAGAGGUGGAAUCGUCCCAAAAUGUCUCUUGCCCAGAAGAAAGAUCGGGUUGCUCAAAAGAAGGCAAGCUUCCUCAGAGCUCAGGAAAGGGCUGCUGAAAGCUAAAGCAGUUUUCUAUGAAGAUUUUUUCAUAAAGACAAUAAACAUAUUGAUCAAGCAGCUUUUUCUGUGUUAAGCUGUUAUUAAUGAGACUAUAGGAAAUAGUGUGAAAUUACAAAAGCAAAGAAGUAGAUAGUUAUUUAAUUAAUUAAAUUAAUUUUACCUUUUGUGUUGCACCAUAACCUACCACUGGUGGGAUUAAGGGCAAGUAUUACCAUGCCUAGCUGAGAGUCUUUCUCCAGGAAAAACCAGCUUACAUGGGUUCCUGCAAAUCUCAUGAGUGUUUCUUGGGUUUCUAGUCUUCCUGGGAGGUGUCCUUAUCUUUCAGAUUUUCAGAUCUGGUAAUUAGCAUGAUCAUCAGGACAUUUAUUACAAACAAAUUGAUUAGUGGGAAGAAAGUAUCUCAAGGUCAAUCUUGGAAGUGAACAACUGGUGCUAAUCCAUGGCUUUAAAGAUUUGAGAACAACGGUGAAAUUUGGUUUGAGGAGAAGGGGGUGUCUAGGACGUUUCAUUUUUAUGGUACAUGCCAGACAUGAAUGUACAUAGGAAAAUAACUUGAAAGGGUCAAAUAUUAAACCUUGAAUAUCAGGUUCACUUGGGAAAGCAUUAGGUGCUUAUGCCUCUUAGUAAAUAGCCCUUCAUCCCAGAAGGAGCAAGAAUUGUCUUCCUGACUUAAUCCAGUCUUAGCUGAGGUGCUGUGCAUCUUUAUCAUCUUUGCCUUGCCUCACAGUGUCAGGCUCUGUGGUACUGGGGCUACACAGGUCAGGUAAACAGUUAACUGCUUACCUACAUCCCCAGCAAAGAUAAUGUGACGAUACUAAGAUGAACCUAUCAGAGCUUAAAGAUAAUGAGUUUCAGUCACAGUGAUAACUGCAUGCUAACUUCAGCAUGUAGAAUAUAUGCCGAAGCUAAAAGCCAUUCCACAGUUGACUCCAUCUGAAGUUAAAGUGUGUAAGUACACAGUAAAUCAUGCUAUAUUAACUGAACUUUUUAAUAAAUGAGUCAUUUGAAUUUA
Messenger RNA from Mus musculus (house mouse), 2019 nucleotides. It is a transcript of the gene Rpl5, whose product is annotated as ribosomal protein L5. Gene Ontology annotation, biological process: translation. Lineage: Eukaryota; Metazoa; Chordata; Mammalia; Rodentia; Muridae. The transcript has 8 exons. Gene Ontology annotation, cellular component: nucleolus; cytoplasm; ribosome. Bases 117 to 1010 code for a protein of 297 amino acids. Gene Ontology annotation, molecular function: 5S rRNA binding; structural constituent of ribosome. The record is from RefSeq and is marked validated.